Messenger RNA from Ustilaginoidea virens, 2337 nucleotides. RefSeq lists its product as uncharacterized. Gene Ontology annotation, molecular function: nucleoside triphosphate diphosphatase activity; ribonucleoside triphosphate phosphatase activity. Bases 1 to 2337 code for a protein of 778 amino acids. The transcript has 2 exons. The record is from RefSeq and is a predicted model, not a curated record. Gene Ontology annotation, biological process: nucleoside triphosphate metabolic process. NCBI's taxonomy places the organism in Eukaryota, Fungi, Ascomycota, Sordariomycetes, Hypocreales, Clavicipitaceae.
AUGCCUUCAAACACACUCGGGGCCAAUCACCCCGGACCCCAGGGAUUGCUGUCACCCGCAGGCUACGACGACGACGCAUCCUCCAUCCACUCGCGGAGCGACCAGGACACGGACAGCGACGACGACCAGCUGCAGAUGCGAGCGCGCAACAGCCGCGAGCUGCGCGCCGCCGACCGGAUCGUCCUGAUGGAAGAGGAGGAGCUGGACCGCCUCGUCACCACGACGAGGCAGCAGCAGGAGCGCCAGCGCCGCGGCUCGGGACUCUCCGUGCCCAACCCGCUAAGGAUGUUUGGCCGCCACGGCGGCAGCUCCUCGCAGCAGUCAUCCCCCAGCGCCUCGGUGGAGGACUUGGUGUCGGAGAAGAGACGGGCCAGGCGGUCGAGGCGCAGGCAGAAGCGGCAGCGCCUGCGGGAAGACGCUCGCCACGGGGAGGACGGCGAGCUCAUGUACGAGAUGGAGGAGGGCGGCGUCAAGGACGGAAGCUCGACCGGCGACGGCACCGACCGCGAGAACAGCCUGGAGGAGGCGGAGCGCCGGCGUCGCCUCGACCUCGUCGCGCCGGCAAGGAGAGCCCGUGUCGGGGGGCGAGGCUGGCCGAGGUGGCUUCUCAUCCGCGCCCUCGUCGCCGUUGGGCUUUCGAUGCUGGCCCUGGUGGCGUGGAAGCUGUCGAGGGGUCCGGGACGCCGUCUCGGGACGCCGCCGGGGCUCGUCAGCAACGGCACCGCCCUCUUCGGGCCGACCACCAUCAUUCUCAGCCUGGACGGCUUCCGGGCGGACUUCCUGCACCGCGGCCUGACGCCCAGGCUGAGCGCCUUUGUCAGGGAGGGCGUGUCGCCGCAGUACAUGGAGCCGUCCUUCCCGUCCCUGACCUUCCCCAACCACUACACCCUGGCGACGGGCCUGUACCCCGAGGCCCACGGCAUCGUCGGCAACUCGUUCUGGGACCCCGUCACCGGGGACGAGUUCCACUACACGGACCCGGCCCGCAGCCUGGACGCCAAGUGGUGGGGGGGCGAGCCCUUCUGGGUGUCGGCCGAGAGGCAGGGCGUGCGCACGGCCGUCCACAUGUGGCCGGGCAGCGAGGCCCGCAUCCACGACAUGUUUGCCAGCUUCGUCGACAGGUACAACGGCAAGGAGCCGCUGGACAAGAAGGUCGCCCGGAUCCUGGGCCUGCUGGACCUGCCGGGCAAGGAGAGCGCCGCCGCCGCCGCCGCCGCCGGCGGCGGCCGCCCGCAGCUCAUCGCCGCCUACGUGCCCAACGUGGACACGGACGGCCACAAGUACGGGCCCAACAGCACCGAGACCAGGGCCACCAUCCAGCGCGUCGACGCCAUGCUCGACGACCUCUUCGCGGGCCUCGAGCGCCGCAACCUCACCGACAUUGUCAACGUCAUGGUCGUCUCCGACCACGGCAUGGCCACCACCGACGCCUCCCGCCUCGUCCAGCUGGAGGACCUGGUGGACACGUCGGCCGUCGAGCACACGGACGGCUGGCCGCUGUACGGCCUGCGCCCCAAGGACGACGAGCACACGCAGGCCCUGCACCGCCAGCUCAGGCACGCGGCCCGGUCCAACCCCAGCUUUGACGUCUACCUCCGCGACGUCGACAUGCCCGCCCGGUACCACUUCGCCAACAACCCGCGCAUCGCGCCGCUGUGGAUCGUCCCCAAGACGGGCUGGGCCAUUGUCACCAGGGACGAGUUCGACGUGCACGAGGCCAAGGGCAAGGCGCUGGUCUACCACCCCCGCGGGCUGCACGGCUACGACAACCAGCACCCGCUGAUGAGGGCCAUCUUUAUCGCCAGGGGGCCGGCGUUUCCCCAUCCCGCCAACAGCCGCCUCGAGCCGUUUCAAAACAUCAACGUGUACAACAUCCUCUGCGACUCUCUCCACAUCCAGCCGCGGCCCAACAACGGCACCCUGCGACUGCCCCUGAAGCCCGUCGGCGUGCACGAUGCGGCCGCCCAGCCGGAACUCCCUGAUCCACCGCCGCCCGCGUUGUCCGCUUCUCAGGAUGCCCCCGGGCGCGCUUCUGCCCCUACCUCUGUCGCCGCACCGCCCCAGCCGACCAGCGGGGCCACCCCAGACCAGCCACCCGCAUCUUCUCACGACGGUCCCGGGCGCGCCUCCUCCUCCUUCUCCUCCUCCUCCUCCUCCUCCUCCAUCCCUGUCGCUGCUGCGCCGCCUGGUCCGGCAAGCCAGGCUGCCAGCGCGGGGGCGGACGCGGCAGCCCCGGGCGAUGCCUCCUCCAUCGGGGACAGGCUGAAGGGCUGGUGGGGCUGGCUCGCGGACAAGCUUGGCCACGCGUGGGACAGCAUCACCGGGUCGGCGCAGUAG